GUUACAACAAGAGCGGCUUUCGGGCUUUGUUUUGUGGAUGUGAAUGAGCUCCAUCACCUCCUUCAGAAAUGUGGACGGAUAUAAGGACACUGCUACUUUUUCAUUCCUUACUCCUGAGGCUCCAUCUCUCAGAAGCAACGGAUGAGUGUGAGGAUGGACAGUUUCAGUGCAACAACAAAAGGUGUAUACCGACUAUCUGGAGGUGUGACGACGAUGACGACUGCUCAGACAACAGUGAUGAAGAAAACUGUCCCAGGAAGACAUGUGCCCCUGCAGAGUUUGCCUGCUUAAAUGGCCAGUGUGUCCCGGGACGUUGGCGAUGCGACGGGGAACCAGAGUGUCCCGAUGGCUCUGAUGAGGCAGAGGAGACAUGCAGCAAACAGACGUGCCCUCCAGAGAAAUUUGACUGUGGGGGAUCCACCAACAAGUGUGUCUCGUUGUCAUGGAGAUGUGAUGGGGAGAAGGAUUGCGAGAAUGGGGCGGAUGAGGAGGACUGCGCGUCUGACGCCAAAGCCUGCCCCAGCGGUGAGUUCAUGUGCUCCAACCGCAAGUGCUUGGCCACCGUCUACGUCUGUGACGGCGACGACGACUGUGGAGACGGCAGCGACGAGCUUAAGUGUGCCUCCCCUCUGACCUGCGGGCCCAACCAUCUCCGAUGUAACACCUCAGAGUGUGUGCCGCUCAUGUGGAGCUGCGACGGAGACCCAGAUUGCUCUGACAGUUCGGAUGAAGGCCCAGAGCGCUGCGGUGGUGACGGGGUCCCGUACCUGCCCAAUCGACGGACAAACUGCACGGCUGGGGAGUUCCGUUGUGCCAAUGGGGAGUGUGUGCGGCUGACGUGGAAGUGUGACGGAGAUCCAGACUGCAAGGACAAGUCUGAUGAGUCUGACUGCCCCCUGCUGACGUGUCGUCCCGAUGAGUUCCAGUGCGGUGAUGGUUCCUGCAUCCACGGCACCAAGCAGUGUAACAAAGUCCAUGACUGUCCCGACCACAGCGACGAAUCUGGCUGUGUCAACGCUACCAAAUGUGAGGGACCUCUGAAGUUCCUGUGUAAGAACGGAGAGUGUAUUGAUAGCUCCAAGGUGUGUGACUCUGUCAAGGACUGCAAGGACCGAUCAGAUGAGCCCAAGAAGGAGUGUGGGCUGAAUGAGUGUAUGAUCAACAACGGCGGCUGCUCCCAUGUCUGCAUGGACCGACCGAUCGGCUUUGAGUGCCAGUGCCCCACCGGCUACCAGCUUUUGGACAAAAAGACUUGUGGAGACAUUGAUGAGUGUGAGAACCCUGAUGCCUGUAGCCAGAUCUGUAUCAACUACAAGGGGGAUUUUAAAUGUGAAUGCUACGAAGGUUAUGAGAUGGACCCCGUUACUAAGACCUGCAAGGCAGAAGGGAAGAGCCCUUACCUGCUAUUCACCAACCGGCAUGAGAUCCGACGUAUCGACCUGGUGAAGAGGGACUACAGCCAGGUGGUGUCCACCCAGAAGAACGCUGUAGCUCUGGACCUGGAUGUGGCCAACAACCGCAUCUUCUGGUGUGAUCGCUUUCACCGGAAAAUCUACAGUGCCUUCAUCCAUGAGGCUAGUGACCCCUCCCAGCAGGUGCCGCUGCUGGAUUCUCUCCUGCACACCCCCGUGGGUUUGGCUCUGGACUGGCUCCAACACAAUCUGUACUGGACCGACUCUGGAGACAAAUCCAUCUCUGUGGCCUCAGUGGACGCCACCAAGAGACGUGUCCUCAUCAACACAGACCUGAGUGAACCCCGGGCCAUAGCGCUGGAUCCCCAUCACGGCUUCAUGUACUGGUCAGACUGGGGCACGCGAGCCAAGAUAGAGAAGGCUGGGAUGAAUGGAGUGGACCGACAGGUGCUGGUGGCUGAUAACAUUGAAUGGCCCAAUGGCAUCACUCUAGACGUAGCCAACAGGCGUCUGUACUGGGUGGAUUCGAAGCUGCACCUCAUAUCCAGCGUGGACCUCAACGGCGCUCACCGCAGAACACACAUCUCGUCCGCAGAGAGACUGGGACACCCCUACGCUCUGGCUGUGUUUGAGGAUCGAAUCUACUGGACAGACAGAGACAGGGCCGCGGUCUUCAUGGCCAACAGGCUGACUGGUCAAGACAUCCACACACUGGCUGAAAACCUCAACGACCCUCAUGACAUUGUGGUCUUCCACCAGCUCCGCCAGCCACAAGGCCCAGACAGCUGUAAUCUGGGCAGUGUGGCCAAUGGAGGCUGUGAGUACUUGUGUCUUAAGGCUCCACAGAUUACCGAACACUCACCCAAAUACACCUGCGCCUGCCCUGACGGCCAGGACCUGGGGCCUGAUAUGAGAGGCUGCGUGCCAGCAGCACCAAGAAACGACAUGACCCCGACAUCCUCACCUCCUACUGGAUUUACACCUGGCACCAGAGUGACUGUUGCGGAAGACUUCCCACCACCCUCAGGGGGAGUAUCACAGGCGGACGCCACCCCCCACUUGACCACAGCUCCCUUUGGUGCCCCUGAGCCUCUCACACCCCUCUCCACUCUUAAGCCUUUGUCGUCACAAGAGUCAAAGGCACUGGGAUCCCACUCCACCGCCACCGCUAUGGUCAUGUCCACCACACCUGCAGGAGACAGCAGCGUCUCUCAGCACUCUGGAAGCGAGCAUUUCCUCCUGGGCGAGAACCUGACAGUGGCUGUUUUGGGAGUGGUCAUCCCCAUCGUUCCUAUCGUUGCCACAGUGGUGUUCGGCCUGGUGUGCGCCGGAGUCUACCUGGUGUGGCGCAACUGGCGGCGCAACUCCACCAAGAGCAUGAACUUCGACAACCCCGUCUACCGCAAGACCACCGGCGAGGGCGAGGAGGACGAGAUCCACAUCGGGCGGACUGACCCCAUGGGACACCACACGCACCACCACCCGUACCCGCAGGGCGUCAACAUGGGAGUUGUAGGUGCAGGAGGUGGCACCUGCCCGCAGUUCAUCGCCUUGCCACUCGGGGGCAGCAUGCCCGAUCCGGGGACUCACUGGUACACAGAGCAGCCAAUGCUCUCCACCGCGAAGUGACCCACCAGAGCGGAUUCAGGGGGAAGAUGGCCGCUCAGGCACACGCACACACAGUGAGGUCAGGGGUGACUUGGACUGAGUUUGCAGAAGGUACGAACAACAUAUCAUCAAGUGUUACAUGCAGCCAUCCACAGCCAUGUCCUAUGCCAAUGUCCAUUUGAAAAACAGCAGAUUUAAUAACAGCAUUCUUACACAAUAGUUUCAUACCUUUCCUGUGCUGGAGCUGGAUCCACUCUUUCUCCAGUAGAUGCUGAGAAUGAAUUACAGAAUUAUUAUUAAUGUGUUGUAAUGUGUUCCCAACAUUGACCUAACCUGGAAUAUGGAGUCAGACUGGAACCUGUUAUUGAGUCUUUUGCAUUGAUAACUAAGUGUGGUGUGUGCUGUGUGUCUUAUAUUUCAUGACGGGGCUAGUUAGAGGUUCUGUUUUGUCCUUGAUGUAUUAAUUUGGGUUUUGUGUUAUUCCUGGUGGACCGUGGAGCUCUGGGAACGCUGUUUAGGGAGGAGGAGCUCUGAAACUGGGACAGCAACUGCGUUGAUGGGACAAUCUGUACAGAUUCAUGUUAGAAUCACAAAUGUCAUGUAUGUAAUCACUGGAGCUUUCUGUUGUAGUUUUCCUGUAUGUUUUUUUUCUUCAAAAUGUUUCCAUUCUGAUUGAUUUCAGAGAAAGGUUACCUGCCACGUUACGUGCUCUCUCUAUGGUUCAGAGGCGAGCCUUUAAGGGCGAGUUGUCUAACACAGUCAGUGCAGUUGAACACAGUCGAUUUGAGGGGAAAUGUUUUUAUUUGACCUCCAUCACCCCAGAGUUUUGUGAGAGUGCAGCAGGUUUGCGGACUGGAAGGAAGAAAAUGGAGACAUGCAAUAUUUAGAGCGAUGAUCGGAGAGGAUGUGAGGUUAGAGGGAAGUGGAUUUUUACACAGGAGUUGUGUCUUAUUGUGACUUGUGUAGAUGUUAAAUGGUUUGAGAAAAGCAAUAGACACCAGCGUUUAGUCAGGCUGCAGUGUUUUGUGGUUGACAAAAAUCCUUGAGUGUUAAGAAUUUUAUUUGAUCACCCACUAUUUGACUGUGACAGAUGCGCACACGAACACACACAGGCUGCAGUGAUAGCGAAUUCACGCUGCUCUCCAGAGGACGGAGACAAUGUGCACUUGCCCUCCGAAAACACAAACAGCAUGCAUAAUUGCUCACCAGCUGACAAUGCAGCCAUUCAUUGUUGCAGGCAUACAUGUAGGCACGCACACAUUCACAGAAGCAAGCUGGAUGCCACAGCCCACUCCCCUCCUCCUUUUCGAGAUGGCUGAUAUCUGAGCAGACAGUUUUGGAUAGUGCCAUGUGGGAGGGCCCAGCUGGUGGCUGCGUGGUGAAAAAAGACCUGUCAUCUGAUGUAACCACAGAAAGCAAAAAUCCAACUCUGAUGUAAUGAGGUUGUCCCAUCAGUGAACAUGUUUCAUGCCGGUUUAGCCCCGUCAUUAACACUGUUACUUCAUUCAUGAACCUUAAAAGUCUGUGUGUGUGUGUGUGUGUGUGUGUGUGUGUGUGUGUGUGUGUGUGUGUGUGUGUUUGCGUGCGUGUUCGUUAUUAUGCAUGUGAGUGCUAACGUUCAUCCCACAGCCAUAUUUGAACUGUUUUGUAUGCUCUUUGUUGCACAACCCUCUUAGAAUGCCUUCUGUAUUGUGAAUUGCAUGGAAGAGAAUCAUGUACGAAGGUGUGUGGAUACACAGGUGUGUGUGAGAGUGUGUGUGUUGUAUGUGUGUGUGAGACACUGGAGAAGCUUUGAGGGUGCUUUUUGAUUCAUUGAUUUGUAAAUAUUGUUUUCAUAAGGUUUUUGAUAAUGUAUUAUACAAUUAUGUAAAAGAAAAGAUGUACAUAAGAUUUUAGAUAAAGUGUCGACAGGUAUAUUAAUUUAUUUGUAUAAAAGGAGAGCACUGCAUUCCCUGAUUGUAAGAAAUCCGAAUUAUCCACCAAAGUGGUUUGUGUUGUUUCUUGCUGUGCACCAUUUAGCAUCCUUUUUGUGUGCAACCCCUUUUUUUUCUUUGUUAGCCCACGUAAAACAUGAUGUCCCCUGCGGAAAUACUCCCACAUCUUUGCAAGGCUUCCCAAACCUUGGUGUUAAUGAGAUGAUUGAUUUUUUGUUUAUUUGUGCCUUUUUGGUUACUUUUUCAUUUUCCUGUAGUAUUUUUCAUGAAGCGGACAGGGCUCAGCCAACUUACUGUACAUGCAAAGAUAAACUGUAUGAAGACCAAACUGGUUCCACUUUUUGAUUUUCUGUAAUGGAUUACUUUUGAAUAUCUCUAUAUAUUGAUAUAUAAAA
Molecule: messenger RNA, 5349 nt
Organism: Epinephelus fuscoguttatus (brown-marbled grouper)
Lineage: Eukaryota; Metazoa; Chordata; Actinopteri; Perciformes; Serranidae
Product: low-density lipoprotein receptor-related protein 8-like
Exons: 18
Coding region: 69-3041 (990 amino acids)
Molecular function (GO): calcium ion binding; protein binding
Source: RefSeq, a predicted model, not a curated record